Ostrinia furnacalis (Asian corn borer) is the source of this 2499-nucleotide messenger RNA. RefSeq names its product syntaxin 13 (gene Syx13). Gene Ontology annotation, biological process: intracellular protein transport; vesicle fusion; vesicle-mediated transport. The record is from RefSeq and is a predicted model, not a curated record. The transcript is spliced from 7 exons. Lineage: Eukaryota; Metazoa; Arthropoda; Insecta; Lepidoptera; Crambidae. Gene Ontology annotation, molecular function: SNAP receptor activity; SNARE binding. Bases 436 to 1266 code for a protein of 276 amino acids. Gene Ontology annotation, cellular component: membrane; SNARE complex; endomembrane system.
ACUUUAAAAAAUAAUCCGCUUCCGCAGCUGACGACUUGACAGCUGAUUGUUGACAGCAAAUGUCAUCGUCGACCAUCGUCGAUUCACCCAAGUGAAUUUUUCUAUGUGAAAACUUAGUGUGAAAACCGGAAUAUAAGCAGUCCUAAUUUACAUUUUAAGGUAAAUUACUAAACAUUCCGGUUCUAAAUACUUAUCUAAUACACGUUUUUAAAUAGUAAAGGCGAGCAGCACGUACCAACCUGAGUGAAAACGUAGUAAUUGAGAUUAUUUUUAUGCCAUUUGCGUUCUUUACUUUCCUUUGUGAUGAUAAGUGAUUCCAUGAGUAAUCAGUGUUAUUGUGAAUCAUAACAUUGAUCUGACUUAUCUCCACAUGUGUGGAUACUGGGAAGCGUAAUUUAUCAAGGACUUGACAGGAUUUGACCAACUGGAAGCACAAUGACCGAGCGAGAGCCGAUAACUGGGUCGAGCCGUGACUACGGCGCCACGGCAGCGCCUCCAGCGGUGGGCUUCGCGGACUUCAGUCCCACUGAGCUCUACAACUUAAGCGAGGGCAUCGCUGAGAAUGUCAACUCGGUCAACAGCGGGCUGAGGUCGCUCGAGAAGAUGAUGAAGCAGAUAGGCGGCCCCCAUGACAGUGUGCAGUUGAGGGAUAAGAUCCACGACUGCCAGCAGUCUGUGAACGCGUGCGUCUCAGCAACAGCCCGGGACUUACAAAGACUGGGUGUGGUGGUGCGGCGCGGGGACAAGCCGCAGAAGCUGCAGGUGGAGCGGCUCACGCAGGCCUUCAAGGACGCGCUGGCCAAAUACUCCGCCGUGCAGAAGGAGGUGUCAGAAAAGAUGGCUGCCCAUAUGCCGCGGCCGGCGCGCGUGCGCAACGACCCCGCCGCGCUGGAACAACAGGCCAUAGCUGACGACGAGGAGGCCGCGCUCGUCGCCAACCAGCAGGCGCAGGCGCGGCUAGUGCAAUUCGAGACGUCAAUGCUGGUGGAGAGGGAAGCAUACAUGUCCAAGAUCGAGGCUGAUGUCUUGGACGUGGGACAGAUCAUGAGGGAGUUGGCUGCUAUGGUCAGCGUGCAGGGACAGACUGUUGACACGGUGGCGAGUCACAUAGAAGACGCGAGCGCUCAAGUGGAAUCCGGCGUCGAUGAGUUGGCCAAGGCCGCCGAGUACCAGCGCCGCUACCGUCGGAAAAUGUUCAUCCUCAUACUCAUAGCGCUCAUCGUGGGCAUCAUAUUCGUCGUCUGGAUCGUCAAAGCCUUCAAGUAAACUAUACUUGAGACUAGGAAAGUAUGUGUGCGACUGAAGCCUAGAGGCUAUGGUCUUCAUUAAACGCCGUAGGCCGCGUCGCAAUGCUUACUAAAUGCACUGUUCAGUUGUGGUCUGAUUCAGACGUCGGCGUAUGGAUGUCGAAGAAACGUGUGACGCGUAUUAGCGAUUAAUAGGAGACCGUAGCUUAAACAAACUAUAGCCCAUCAAGCCAGUUGAAACUUAUGAGGCUUUAUUACGAAAAAAGGAACACUGAUAUUUCCAUUUCAUUCAACCAGUUUUUUUUUUUGUAAUAAGAAGGAUGUUGUUGUAAUAACUGAGAUAUUGCAACUAAAAUGUGUAGUCUGAUGUGCAGUUGACUGUACGUACAGUACAGUUGGAAGUGUAUCGGGCUACGUCGAAAAUAUUGACUUUAAAAUGUAAUUGGCACAUGCAACCUAAUAAAUGUACAGGGUUGGCUUGAAUUUGGGGUCGAACAUUUUGUGGGGAUUCUGUCGCCAAAGGUUUGAGAAUCGCUGGCCUAUAAAUUUGUAAUCUUUAAAAUGUAUGGGAAUGACUUGUGCAUGCGCAAUAUCGCAGUUUUCAUACAAUGAACCAACUAAUUUAACUUUUUGGUACUCUUGGAAGAGAAACCAAGUCUAAUUUCCAUUAUCCACCAUUUUUAAUGGACUUCUGAAUAAUUCAAGUCAUUGAAUUGAAUUUUGAAAUGUCCCUUUUUUGCAUCAAUAUGCAUGCCAAUGCAAACAUACUAACUCAAUGUUAAUCAAAUUCAAAAUUCAAUUUACUGUCUCGAAUUUUAAACUAUUCCUAAUCACUAAUCAUGUUCAUAAAAAAUAUAUUGCGCGUCACAAGAAAUAUAGUCUAAUGAUAUUAUUUAAGUCUUACAAUUCACGUCUAAGCAUGUUCUACUUACAAACUGCAAGACAAUAAAUUAUUAUAAUCUUGCACGUUUAUUCUUUGGGCCCACUAAGAAAUGUUAGAGAGCAUAAUAAACAUGUCAGUAUUUUGAAAAGCUAACCUCACAUCUCUGGUUAGUUUUUUUUUUCUUAUUGACUUCACUUUAUGUUCAAGAGUUUUAGAUCUGGCAACCCAUGCGAGGUAUUUACAACCUCAAAAAGUAUAUAGGCUAGAAGUGUAUUGUUUAAUCAGUAUAAAUAGUUAUUUAUCGUCUCGAUUGUAUAACUGAAGGAUUAUUUCACAAUUAAGUUAUUAGUAAGUAGUUGAUUUAGUAUU